AAGCUGCUCUUGUGUGAUGGUGGGAGGAAAGAUGGAGUAGUUAGGCUGGGUAAUGUAGGCUCUUCUGUCAGAAGCGAAUGUCUUCAGAAAAUCAAUAGUUCCUUGUAAAGGCUGCAUAGAACCUGAGGACCACUGAAGGGAAUUGAGAGACGUGGAAGCCUAUGCAGGAACAACCUGUAGGAAAGGUGUGGACUUGUUUUUAGUAUGCCCUGGGACAUCACCUGGGAAAGACAGCUGUUGGGGAUAACAUGCGAAGCUCCCUUUCUUUACAGGAUUUCACAAUAAGGUUCAUAUGUUGAUGUUCCAUUAGCUGCCCUAAAGAAGACCUCUGUGUCCAUACCAUUCUCUAGUUCUUACCUGUUUUGAUUCAUCCCUUACCUCUAUAAAAACAAUAUAGUAUCCAUUUCUACAGCUCCCUUUGUUGUUUUUCAUGGUGUUUCAUGGUCUUUGGACAGCUGUUAUAGAUGACGCUAUGGGAGAGAUGGCAGUAUAGAAGGAACCCGCAUAGAAGCAACCAGAAGAAAAACAUUGACCAUUACUAAACAACAAAGGGCACAAUCCUAUGCAUGUUAAGACAGAGAAAGUCCUACAGUUCUAAGUCCUAAGAUACCCAACCUCUUGAUUUAAGAGUGGGGAGGUUGUAACAAUUUAAAUCAGAAUGUGAGUCAGAAAUGUUUACUGAUAUACUGCAGAUUUUGAGGUUAACCAAGCAGCAUAUCUUGAUCUACCCUCUGUCCACAUCUGUUCUGACAGUUUGCACUACUUUCAUUAAUCAGUAGUUACUUUUAGAUCACACUACAAAUGCCCUGCCAAGCUACUGACCUCCAGCCAUUGAUCAGCCUCUUAGGCAACUGAUUAUGGUUUAGUGGUGUGUGUGUGUAUAUAAAAAUAGAAAUUACUGGAAGAAACCAGCCUCAUUUCCAUUUUUGUGCAACUGAAGCCAUGAAGGUUCUCUUAGCUGCUCUGGUUUAUAUUCCAUCUAUCACAGCUCUCACAAGGAUCCAGUUAGCUCGAUUUCCAUCUAUCAAAACAACACUUCGACAGAGUGGAGGACUGAAAGACUUUUGGACAGAUCAUGAACCUGAUAGUUUUGCUCAGAAGUACACACGAUGCUUCCCUUCAGUCACUAAUUUGUCUGCAGGACUUACGAAAGAGCGGCUUUAUGAUUACAUGAAUGCCCAGUACUAUGGAGAGGUGAGUAUUGGCACGCCGCCUCAGACCUUCACCGUGGUGUUUGACACUGGCUCCAGUAACUUUUGGCUUCCGUCGAUUUAUUGCUCCAGUGAUGCUUGCAGGUGUCAUCGAAUGUUCAAGCCAUUUUUGUCACAGUCCUAUGCAUUUGGAGGGCAAGUAUUUUCUUUGGAAUAUGGCACUGGGAGUCUCAUGUGUAUCGCUUCCAGAGAGAAAGUACAGAUUGGCAACAUUACCAUUGAGAACCAAGACUUUGGAGAGUCUGUUCUGGAGCCUGGCCUCACCUUUGUCCUUGCAAAAUUUGAUGGAGUGAUGGGCCUUGCAUAUCCUUCCCUGUCGGUGCUGAAUGCAGUUCCGGUCUUUGACAAUAUGAUCAAGCAACGUUUGAUCCAGAAACCAGUGUUUUCCUUCCUCUUGAACAGAGGAGGUGAUGCUAAGAAUGGAGGUGAAUUGAUAUUUGGGGGCAUAGACCACUCCCUUUACAAUGGAUCAAUUCUCUGGGUUCCGGUCACUCGGAAAAAAUAUUGGCAAAUUCGUAUGAACAAUGUGAAAAUCCAGGGAAAGAUAGUAGCAUGUAAGCGUGGCUGUGAUGCCAUUAUCGAUUCGGGUACUUCUCUUAUUACUGGACCAUUCUCACAAAUAAAAAGAAUACAAGAAAAUAUUGGAGCUGUGCCAACUCAUGCUGGAGAGUUUUCUGUAGACUGCAGAAGACUAUCUAGUCUACCCCCAGUAACAUUUACCAUCAAGCAACAAGAGUUCACAUUAACCUCAGAGCAGUAUGUCCUUAAGGACACCACUGGAAGACAAAGUUUGUGUAUCAGUGGCUUUCAGGUUAUGGAUAUUGGCACCGGCAAUGCACAAACAUGGAUUUUGGGAGAUGUAUUUAUCGCAGCUAUAUAUUGUAUUUUUGAUCGUGGGAAUGAUCAAGUUGGAUUGGCUCAUAGAGUUGGGUAGAAUGAGCACAGGGAGUAGAAUGAACUGCUGAAGAUAACUCUGCCCUAUAUAACAUGAGCAAAAAUAAUUUUAAGGAAGUCAUUGGGGAGGGAGAAUGGGAAAGGUCUGAAUUACUAAGACUUGAAAUUCUGGAGUCAGCUAUCCUAGAUGGAUUUCUAUCUCUGCAUACUCAGUUAAGGCCUAAUAUAUUAUUGAAUCAAUAACUUGAAACCUCAUCAUUCUGCAAGGAGCCACAUUAUAAACUACCCAGUGAAGUAUUUAAAAUCAUUAAGGUCACUCCUAUGACCACUAGACAGUCUGAAUGGCCAUAGGUAAAUUCAGAGUCCCAAUUCUGACCUCAGAAAUGUACUCCAAGGUGGCAGGUGGGAUUCUGAAUUAGAAGCGCCCUCCCUCCACCUUCGCAGUGGGCAUGGAAAGAAGCAGAAUACUGACCUUGGAGCCAGGGCAGGGUGGGGGUUCUCCUAGGUGGUGGGGAGGGGAACAGUGACGCUCCGCCCGAGUAUGAUGUAUCCCAGCAGCAGCUUAGUCUGCUGUCCUCUGAAGCAGGCACAAAAGGCUUGUGCAGGUGACAACUGGCUAUCUAAGUCUUUUGUGGGGCAGGAGAAGCACAGAAGCAGCCUUUGGGUCUGCGCUUCUUCUGCCCAUGAUGAGAUGUCCAUACUUCUCUGGGUUGCCUGCCGUAUAACCCAGUCCUAGGCAUGCUUACUGGACAGAAAAUCACUUUACAAGUGUGCGCGCGCGUGCACGUGCACAAAGGGGUGACAGAAGCAGAGGCUUCCAUCGCCCCAUUGCCCCACUUCACCUGUGGGUUUUCACAGGGGAUCCAGGCAAUGUUGCCUUCUACUCAUAACCUUCCCUUUCCUGUCUUUCCCCAUCAAUUCUUCCUUUGACUUUCCUUAUCACUGAAAACCCAUUAAGGAAAGAAAAGAGGAUAGAAUACCUGCAGAAUUGAUAGCCCCCCUGGGAUUGCAAACAAGCCAGCCCUACUGAACCAUCUGAUAAAUCUCUUGACUUUUCACUAGGAAUUGUCAAGACAGUAAGCAGGCGGGAACCCUGCUAAUAGGCUGAAGCAACUGGUGCCUUAGUCAGAGUUUGCCAGGCACCCUCCAUAUUUGUUGGAGAGCAAGUCUCCCUUGGCUCUGCUGGCUGGGAAUUCUGGGAAUUGCUGUCCAACACAUCUGGAAGGAACCAGGCCCGGGAAGAGUUACCUAGUUCUUUUCCAGCUAUCUUGUUUGUAUUCUGUCCUGGGUCACCGUCACAUUCCCUUAGGGCCACUUUGGUUGUCAGGUGCUCCUAAUGCCUAUGGAUCCAUGGACAUAUUUGAGUAUUUGAGACGCUGCUUUGGACACCAUCACAAAAUGGUUUCCAUAGAUGAGGUGGCUAAUCAUGUAAUAUCUGCUGUGGAGACCUGGCUACUUAAAAGUGAGCUGAAGGAGGUGGUUGCUGGUGAGAAAAAGGGAGGGUAGAGACUGGGAUGAGAGAGAAACUGAAAAGACAGACUAGAAAGGGAGAGAAAGAAGGCUAUCCCAACUUUUUCCAAGGUUCUUAUGGUAAAAAUUCUUUUCAAGUGGUCAGGAAGUGUAGAACUUUUGGGGCACCUUUGGAGGUUCCUGCAGGUGCCACAUUGGGGAUACCUGCACUACACAGAUAAACAGAUUUUUCAUACUGUACUAAUGUUUGCCACCAAACAUGUUAACAGGACUUUCCCAUAUUUGACAGAAAAAAUCUGUGCAGGUAUAUGAAACAUACCUAAGUGGAAAAGGGAGAAAAAUUACUGGCAAACUAGAAUUCCCUUCCUCCCGUUAAUGGUAAGGGGAAAAGAAGCCAGGUUUGUCUGGAACAAGUCUUUGUGUUGUCUUAUAGGUAGGUAGGCCAACUAAGACUGCAGUCUAGUGCAUGCUUACAGGAAAGUAAGGCUUGUCUCAUUGGGGUGGUAUCAUAGCUCAGUGGUUAGAGCACUUGUUUACCAUGCAGAAGGUCCUCAGGUUUAAUCAUCAACAUCUCCACUAGGGCUAUAAAAUCUGCUGCCUGAAGCCCCGGAGAACCAUUGCCAGGGUGAGAUGAGCCAAUCACCUGACACUAUAAGGCAGCUUCCUAUGUUCCUAAGGAGACAAGUGUCUGGAAUGUCUCCCUUGCAAGGUGGAAGAGCGAGCAUCCUAGCCAAGGUUGUUUCCGCAGUGCAAUUAGAGAUGCAGACAGGCCCAAAAGCAAUUUUAGCUUCCCUUCUGAAAAUGUCAAGUCUCCCAGCUUCAAAUCCAGUUGUGCACCAUCCCUUCCACACCUCUAUAUUCCUGCACAGUGUAUUUUGUAAAUGUGUUCAGAGCCCUCAUGAUCACAGUCCAUAAUGUAACACCGCAUUUCUUACUCAUGCCCACUUUGCUUAUUGGAUCUGGUUCUGAAGUCAAAUGUACAGUAAAUUAAAUUUGAUUGAGAAAAUGA
Molecule: messenger RNA, 4584 nt
Organism: Varanus komodoensis (Komodo dragon)
Lineage: Eukaryota; Metazoa; Chordata; Lepidosauria; Squamata; Varanidae
Product: cathepsin E-B-like
Exons: 9
Coding region: 943-2145 (400 amino acids)
Biological process (GO): proteolysis
Molecular function (GO): aspartic-type endopeptidase activity
Source: RefSeq, a predicted model, not a curated record